This is a messenger RNA of Macroventuria anomochaeta, 1741 nucleotides long. RefSeq lists its product as uncharacterized. The coding region runs from base 177 to 1421 and encodes 414 amino acids. Gene Ontology annotation, biological process: proteasome-mediated ubiquitin-dependent protein catabolic process. The transcript is spliced from 3 exons. The record is from RefSeq and is a predicted model, not a curated record. Gene Ontology annotation, molecular function: protein binding; ubiquitin protein ligase activity. Gene Ontology annotation, cellular component: GID complex; cytoplasm; nucleus. Lineage: Eukaryota; Fungi; Ascomycota; Dothideomycetes; Pleosporales; Didymellaceae.
CUCGACACGACUAUCGCGAACCAACUACGCCAGCAGAACAGCCAUGGACCCGUGGCAUGUGAUCUGCUGGCCAGACGCACUCGACACAGCAGCUAUCGUUUGCUCUGCAUUCUCUCACACCGCCAAUAGCACUCCAGCAUAGCGGCCAGCUGCGGCGAGCAGCCACCAUCUCCACCAUGGACGACCUCCGCGAACAGAUAGAGCUCCUCGAGAGCAGCGCAAACCUCUCGACCAGCAUCUACGAUGUGCAGAAGUCUAUUGACCUGCUCACUGCAGCUCGUGAGAAGAUUGCGGCGGACCCCUCAAAGGCGCCGUUGACACUUGCAAAGCUGCAUGAUCCCUUCAAGAAGACCAUGGAUGCGGCGCAGAAGGACCUGAAGCCUAUCUACUCUGGCCUGAAUAAGUACGGUAAAGCGUUAGAUAAGAAGUUCAAAGACAAACCCCUCCCCAGCGCCGACAACGAUGCCCUCUCUUCACAUCCGUCCCUGAUCAACCGCGCCAUAGCCAUGCACCUUCUGCGAGAGGGUCAGUUCGACGUUGCCUCUACCUUUGUUGAGGAAGCACACCGACACCCACCACACCCCGAGCCCACACUAAACACACCGGAUCCAUCCAGAACCGACUCAUGGGAGCAAGAUCUGGCAGAAGGGACGUUCAACUCGGAGAAUCUGCAGCGGCAGUUCGCGGACAUGUACCACAUCCUACACGAGCUGCGCAACGAGAGAAACCUCGAGCCCGCGAUCCAGUGGGCACGAGAGAAGAGUGACAUUCUGGAAGCGCGAGGCAGCAAUCUCGAGUUCGAGCUCUGCCGCCUUCAGUUCAUCUGCCUGUUCGUCCAGAACCAGGACGAUUCCGUGGACGACAAACCCGCUGGCCCAUUGCGCGCCUGGAAUUACGCACGGCAAGCCUUUGGCAUGUUUUCGCAACGCUACGCGCGCGAGAUUCAGCACCUCAUGGGUGCCAUGGCCUACUACGAAAACGUUGAAGACUCACCCUACCAACGCUACUUCUACAACGACGCUGCUUGGGAAGAGGUUGCCCACUCCUUCAACCGCGAGUUCUGUUCCCUUCUUGGGCUCAGCGCAGAUUCACCCCUAUUCAUCGCUGCGACAGCUGGCGCUAUCGCCCUGCCUUACCUGCUGAAAAUGCAGAGUAUCAUGAAAGAGAGGCGCGCAGAAUGGACAACCCAGAACGAACUACCUGUUGAGAUCCCAUUACCAAGUACAUACCACUUCCACUCUAUCUUCGUGUGCCCAGUCAGCAAAGAGCAGACCACAGACGCAAACCCACCGAUGAUGAUGCCCUGCGGCCACGUCAUAGCCAGCGAAUCGCUGGACAAGCUGUCCAAGGGUGCGCGGUUCAAGUGCCCGUACUGUCCGACUGAGAGCCAUCCGCGAGACGCGAAGAAAGUCGUGCUGUAGAACAGACAUUAGGGGCGGAGUUCAGGGCCGAUUGGGUACGUGGUGAAUUGGCAAGAGGUUAUCACUCGCAACAGGAUGCUUGAGAUAUUGAAGCGUGCCAUGAGAAAGUUCGGGACUAUAUUGGCGUGGAAGGAGCUGGAUGGGGAGAUUUUAGUCGUGCAUACCAUGGACUAGGCGUUACGGAUGAUUAUAGGCGCCCUUGACUGAAUUGAGGAUUGCCUGGCUUAGGGUGAGUUCAUGUACAGUCUCCGGGUGGUACACUCUGCUCUUAGGUUCGAGCAGCGUAUGUAGAGCUGUGAAUAUGCUAUUGCUAACUCCGA